Messenger RNA from Aedes aegypti (yellow fever mosquito), 3530 nucleotides. RefSeq names its product nucleolar protein 4. The record is from RefSeq and is a predicted model, not a curated record. Bases 1 to 2985 code for a protein of 994 amino acids. Lineage: Eukaryota; Metazoa; Arthropoda; Insecta; Diptera; Culicidae. The transcript is spliced from 12 exons.
AUGCUUUCGUCAGAAACUUUCACCAAUACGGAUAAAACACCGCAUUUAUCGACGUCGCCCUCUACGGCUCUAUUCAGUGAAAAUGUGUUGGAAAAUUUUAGUUUACAACCGAACUUUCUCCGACGGCACCAAACGCUUCAAGAGCAACACUACCGUAACAAACGAAAGCGCAAAGAAUCAUCGCUUUCAUCCUGUUCUUCGUCAUCGUCGUUGUUGUCCUUGGUGUCGAACUCGGAACGAAGACAAACGAGUGUGGUUUCGGGCGGAGUGGUGGGUGGUGAGGGGGAAAAUCCUUUCGUUGUGGGUGGUCGUGACGGCACACGGAAAGAACAGUGUACGCAGCAUAAAAGUGAAAAGUCGUUGAGCUCGUCGUUCAGAACAGCUGAUUUGAAUGAAUGUUCGCCGUUUGCUAGCCGAGGGACACGGGACAGCAGCGGCAACAACAGGUCGGUGAGACAGCCGGAAGUGCCGGAUAGCGGAGGUGGUGGUGAUGACGAGCUUGAUUCGCCACGGCGGAAACGACCGAAAUACGACUACACACGUGAUCAGAUGUUCGAAAUUUUUCAACCGUGGGUGAUUCGAACAUAUGGCGAUCGAGCGAAAACGAAAACCAUUACCCUGAAGAAGCAAGCCAGGAUUAUCAAAGCCCUCAAGGGCCAGGAAAUGAAUAACCCGGAUAGUUCCAAGUUCAGAUUCUGGGUGAAGACCAAAGGUUUCACAACAUCAAAGCCGGAUGGAUUUCAAGACAUUUUCGCCUUUCAUAAUCAGGAAGAAAACGACGGUUGCCUUUUAUUUGCUCCGAAUACGGCGGAAACCGACUCUCAGCCAUUCAAAAAGGUGGCAGUAGUUGAAAACUUUUUCAACAUCAUCUACGGCGUUCAUGUUUCUUUGGGCAGUCGUUCAAGCCGACACGCUGGACAAAAGCGAACAUACAGAACGAUUACCGAAACCUACGCCUUCCUUCCGAGGGAAGCUGUGACAAAGUUCCUGUCGCUUUGUGGUCAAUGUUCGAAAUCAUUGAGACCCCCAUCGCCAAUCAAAUAUGAGCGGUCCGACAGUAGUCCGCGAACAACGAAGACUGAUGAAUCUUUCGAUAGGGAAACCAAAGAAUUUUCACAAUCCAAAAGAGUUCCCACUCCGCAAUCCUUGUUACCGAAUAGUUUUAGCGAUGCUAGGUCAAGUUUCGAUAGAUUAAAUAGCGAUGAAGUUUAUUCGAAGUUGAUAGACUACUACAAAGUGCAAAACGAGGAACGGGACGGUACGAUGUACUAUCAGUUGCUCAGAACAUUUUACGAUAAUGCAGCGAAGAAGAACGAAGUUGAUGUUGCAGUGGAGGAGCCGGCUAGGGAAGCUGAAAAUCAGGAAGAACCGGUGGUGGAUUUGACCGGAACUCCGGAGUCUGAUAAGACGUUCGAAGUCAAUUUCCGAAAUGUGACUAAAAGUGCUUUGAAUGAAAAUGGUGCCUUAGCUGAUAAUGGGAAGGAGCUCGAUGAGAAGAUUGCGGUUGGCAAUGGAGAUAGGGAACGUUUAGCUAAUGAAGACGAUCAACCGGGGAAAGAUUUGUUAACGUGUGAGGCUAGUGAUGCAAGUGGGGAAAGAUUUGAUGAUGACUCCGAAGAUAGUGACAGUGAUAGUGAUAUUGAUCGAGAUGAUUCCAGACCAAUAACAUCCACGUAUUUGGAUCUGACCAGGAGCAUGGGGGUGACGGAUGACGACGCGUUGAAUAUGGAUUCCCUAUCCAUGCCGUUCAACAGCGAAACCACGGACAACAAUGGUACGACUGGUGCUGCAGCUGGCGAAGAUGCAUAUGCAGGAUUAAUCAAAGAUGCAGACAAAUUCAAGCUGAUGCUCCUGGCGUGGAACUACCAGAAUUCGGCGGCAGGUAAAUCUCAAAACGGUACUGAAGGACCCGACCUUGCGACCAUGACCAAUCUCUGGCAGCAGUAUCAGAACGCCUUGGCAAUGAAUGCAAAGACAUCCUUCAACCAGUUACCAAUCCCCGAGCGACAACAGCCUUCGCCAAUUGAGCAACAGGACGAAACAAACUCAUCGGAGCAGAAAGAUGACGACGAUCUGUCGGAGGACGAUUCAGAGGAUCGAAUUGAAGCCACCGUAAAUGAUCCGGAGCGAUUGAAGGCGUUCAAUAUGUUCGUUCGGCUGUUUGUCGAUGAAAACUUGGAUCGCAUCAUUCCGAUUUCCAAGCAACCAAAGGAAAAGAUUCAAGCCAUAAUUGACUCCUGCACUCGUCAGUUUCCGGAGUUUGCCGAGCGGGCUCGCAAACGUAUACGAACUUAUCUGAAGUCCUGCCGGAGAAACAAGAAAACCCGUGAGGGUUGGGAGAACACUGUAAGUGAGUCCCGUCCUACACCGGCCCAUUUGACCUCCGUGCAAGCUGAACAGAUUCUGGCACUGGCCUGUGAAAACGAGAGUCUCAAUGCCAAACGAAUGCGGAUAGGCUUGGAACCCAUCAGUCAGUCAGUGAAUCAAACAACGGCGACAUCUGAACCGCCGAAUGUACCGAGCCUUUAUCAAACAUUGAAGUGUGAAACGGAAGCAGUACCUGCAGUCAAAACGGAACCCAUGACCAGCGUUCCAAAGAUGUCUCCCAUACAAAACACCACUCCGGAUAUGAAUCAAAUGAAACUAAACAUCCCAAGUGCCAGCGCGAGCUCCACACCCACCAUUCCUACAACCGUACCAACAAUAUCCAACUUCCACGACUACAACACCGGUUUCACAAACCGUUCACAACACUAUCAGAACUUCAUGAACUCAGCCACCAACUCCACGAGCACGAGUACAACUAUGUCCGCUACUGGUACUGCUCCCACCGAUCUUUCGAUGAAACGGCCCAUUCUGGCACACAAGCUCAACAGCGCCGAAAUAACCGCUGUCAAACAGCUGGUGACCGGCUAUCGGGAGAGUGCGGCAUUCUUGAUGCGAAGUGCGGACGAAUUGGAAAACCUCCUUCUGCAGCAGCAGUAAGCCUGCGUGUACACUUUGUAGCGGUUGAAGUUAUCUAUUUUAUUUCACGACAAGUGAGAAACCCACAACUAGACAGGAUGUUACGUUGUAUAAAACAAUACCAAAAAACUACCUGUGCGGUAAGAGUUUAGAUAAAAAAGAGACAAAGGAACGCAACCAGUAAGUGUCGCAAUUAUGUUUAAGUUCUGUAAAAAGUGUUAAAUAGAAACGUUAGAAAUUAAAAUUUUCGAAAACUUGCGGAAAACAUACAAAACACAGGGUGAUAUAGAACUACAAAGAAGUUAUAUUUAUUUUUGAAUCGAACUACAGAGAAUACGAGUACUAUUAGAUGCUGAAGGAGACAUGAUUUCAUUGGCUGAGAAGCAAUUGUAAAUGAAGCGUACUACUAUGUAAACUUUGUAAUGUGCUGCUAAUUGCAAUUUGCCAGUUUACCACGACUUACCGAUUGUAACAUCUAUUUAGAAAUGCAACCAGAUCAAUCUUUGAAUAUUGAGUAAAUAAUUUUCACAAACCCUUCAAUAAAAUUACCGUAUUGGUUAAAAUAG